CGGUAUUUAGUUGUCAUUUUUAACUGCGCGGUAAUCCGUUUACAGAACAACUAUUGUGAUCGUAGUGAUCCGUCGAGUACAGUGGCAGACCACCACAUUAACUGUUGGACGCAUUUUCAGUUUUAAUUUCGUGUUGAUUUAAUUAAGCAUUUUUUUUUUCUGCUAAUUACAAACAGACGCAAUGUGUGCGGAUAAACGUCAAGAUCCACAUUUCGGAACUAAACUCAUACACGUUGGUCAGAAUCCAAGUCAAUGGGCCUACAAAGAUGUCAUACCGCCAAUUUCGCUCAGCACGGUGUACAAUCAACCAUCACCCGGAGUAAUUGAAGAUUUUGAGUAUACAAGAACGGGAAAUCCAAUUCGUUCGGUUUUGGAAAAGUGCCUCGCCUCACUCGACCACGCCGAGUACGCUUUGACUUACUCGUCUGGAAUGGCGGCAACCACGUCAAUGGUCAAUCUGCUAGUGCCCGGCGAUCAUUUGCUGAGUUCCGUGGACAUUUACGGCGGUACCCACCGGUACCUGGCAAAGGUGGCCAUAAAAGCGGGAAUCUUAUGUUCAUUUAUAGAUUUCGCAGACCCGGAAACCGUAGCCAGUCACUUGCAGCCCAACACCAAAGUAGUCUGGUUCGAAGCCAUCACCAAUCCGCUUAUGCGGGUGAUAGACGUUAAAUUACUCUGCGACGCCGUGCAUAAAGUGCGACCCGAAGUCCUUGUUGUCGUCGACAACUCAUUCGUAACUCCUUAUUUCCAAAGGCCAUUAUUGCUUGGCGUCGACAUAGUCAUGUACUCUGUAAGUAAAUAUAUGAACGGUCACUCGGACUGUCUCAUGGGAUCGUUGGUGACAAAUAACAAGGAGGUAUACGACAAACUGUACUUUUUACAAUGUACUACUGGUAGUGUGCCGUCUUCGUUUGACUGUUACCUGGUCAACCGUGGUUUGAAAACACUACAUUUGCGUAUGGAACGGCACAUGUCGAACGCUUUGGCCGUUGCCAGGUAUCUAGAAGUUCAUCCUAAAGUACUCAAAGUCAACUACACGGGCCUGGAAUCUCAUCCGCAAUACAAAUUAGCCAACUCGCAGUUUACCGGACACUGCGGAAUGAUAUCUUUUUACAUCAACGGUGGCCUGAAGGAAAGCACAGCCUUUCUGGAAGCGUUGAAAAUGUUUUGCAUUACGUGCAGUCUGGGUGGUUUCGAAAGCUUAGCCGCUUUACCUUGCAAGAUGACGCACACGUCUCUGUCUCAAAAGGAAAGACUUUCCGUGGGCAUUCUCGACAAUCUCAUCAGAUUGUCCGUCGGAUUAGAGACCAUCGAGGACAUCAUCAGUGAUUUGGAACAAGGUUUUGUCGCAAGUGGCGCCAAAGACAAAUAGCUGGUUAUAUAACCCGGGCCGGAUUUACCUAAAUGGCGCCCCUAGGCUAAUAAAAAACAAACGCCCCUACUUCUUAAAACGUAGAUGGAAUAAGAGCUGAGAGCCCCCCUCCCAAUUUCUUUACCAAUUUUUAUGUCUAUAUAAAAAUGUAUAAUGGAUUAAUUUAAAAGUAUUUUAAAUUCGACCUAAAAAAAUUAAGUAUUGCAAUUUUGUAUAGCAAGAUACUAGAAGGGCCAUAAAAAAAGACAUUUUAUUAUGAUGAUAGAAACAUAAUUAUAUUUAAUA
Molecule: messenger RNA, 1657 nt
Organism: Adelges cooleyi (spruce gall adelgid)
Lineage: Eukaryota; Metazoa; Arthropoda; Insecta; Hemiptera; Adelgidae
Product: putative cystathionine gamma-lyase 2
Exons: 6
Coding region: 182-1372 (396 amino acids)
Biological process (GO): transsulfuration
Cellular component (GO): cytoplasm
Molecular function (GO): cystathionine gamma-lyase activity; pyridoxal phosphate binding
Source: RefSeq, a predicted model, not a curated record